ACCCCACACUGUCACAAACAUCCACAUGCACAAAGGGCGAGAAACAGGGUGGAGAAUGAAAUCAUUUCAUAGAGAGAAAGAGAUGCACACGAGAGAGUGAGGAAACUGAAAGAGUGAUUGUGAGAUACUGAAACACGAGCACAGAGGGACGAUACAAGAGAGACAGUGAGGAGGGAGAGAGAGGAAGACGAACUGGAGUUAGAGGCGAAUAAAGAGGGACCAUGCUGAGGAGGAAGAGGAGCGUAUCCUUCGGUGGAUUCGGAUGGGUUGACAAGUCUACCAUUAGCGCCCUUCGAGCCCGGAAGCAGGAGUUGCUGACCAUCUCCAAUGUACCCCUGGCAGACUGCCCUCCCUCUCCCCCAAGAACCGCCCCUCCCACCAUGAAGUCUACUCAGUUUUUUGACAUGUUGGACAAGAUGGAGCAGCUUUCUGAGGUGGAGGAAAUGAGGCCACAAAGAUUAAAGGAUGAUUACAUUCCAUACCCACGGAUAGAGGAGGUGUUACAGCGGGGAGAGCCAUACCCUCAGGUUAUCCUGCCUCAGUUCGGGGGUUACUGGAUAGAAGAUCCCGACGCCUCUGCCGCCAUCCCUAACUGGGAGAAUGGUUUCUGUGAUGAGGAAGAUGGAGAAGGAAGCAAUUCAGGACAGUUUGGCUACAGACUGGAGAGCAACUAUGCCAUUCGCGCAUUCCGCAAGCACUUUCUGGGCAGGGAACAUCUGAACUUCUACUGCACGGCAAGUAACCAUGGCAACCUUGUACUGUCCCUCAGACACGAGGAGGUGAAGGAGCAAGAGAACCUGCACAUCAUUCUCAGGACUCCAUCGAAAACAAUCUAUGACAGGAUCUCUUUGGCAGGCUUGACUGAGCUCCCCAGUGUCCCUCAGUUAGCAAAGCUUCUAUGUGAAGACAUUGUGGGUCUGAGGUUUAGUCCUGUGCUAUACCCAAAGGGCUCACAAUUAAUAGUGAAUUAUGAUGAGCAUGAGUUAAACAACACCUUCAAGUUUGGUGUCAUCUACCAAAAGUUUGGGCAGACCUCAGAGGAGGAGUUGUUUGGGAACAAUGAAGAAACUCCAGCGUUUACAGAGUUCCUCCGAGUGUUGGGAGACUGUGUACAGCUCCAGGAUUUUAAAGGCUUUCGAGGUGGUUUAGAUGUGUCUCACGGUCAGACAGGGUCUCAGUCGGUCUACACUGUGUUCAGAGGACAGGAACUCAUGUUUCACAUCUCCACCAAACUGCCCUAUACUGAGGGAGACACCCAGCAGGUCCAAAGGAAGCGUCACAUUGGGAAUGAUAUUGUGGCUGCAGUUUUUCAAGAGGAUUCCACGCCUUUUGUGCCUGAUAUGAUCGCUUCCAAUUUCCUCCAUGCCUUUAUUCUAGUUCAAGUGGAAAACCCUGGAACAGAUGAUACCACAUACAAGGUGUCUGUCACAGCUCGUGAAGAUGUGCCACAGUUCGGCCCUCCUCUUCCCAGUCCACCUAUCUUCAAAAAGGGCCCAGAAUUCAGAGAGUUUCUCCUAACAAAGCUGAUCAAUGCAGAGCUGGCAUGCUACAGGUCAAGCCGAUUUGCCAAGCUUGAGGAGAGAACACGGACAGAACUGCUAGAUAACCUUCAUAAUGAGUUACACAAGCACACGCAGACAAUGCUGGGUCAUCCCCUCAGCGCAGAUGAAGAGAGGAUAGAGAACGGAGGACAUGGAGGAAUACUGGAGUCUAUUAAGCGGGCAAUGCGCGUGCGCAGUCAUUCUAUGGAGGCGAUGGUGGGCUCGCAGAAACACGGCCGCUGCUCUCCGGCGGGAGGAGGCGUACCCACCAGCCUGAGCGGGGUCGGCCUGACACACAGCAGCACUGAGGCUGCCAAGAACUCUUCUCCAGUGACGUCGAGCGCCAAGUCUCCUCUGAAAAGCCCAGUGAAGAGACGCUCAGGUCUGUUCCCACGACUGCACACAAGUAUGGACGGACAGCCAGAGCGUCACACACGCAGUGUCCUAACUGAUCAAAGAAGUCUAGACAGUGGUCAUCUCUCACAGGAAGUGAGAUCAGAGACGUCGUCCAAUCCCAGCUCUCCAGAGAUCCUAAGCAAUGAGAGGCCAACUCUCCAGCAGAAGGAGGUCAGUGGGAGACCAGAUAUUUCUCGAUCCUCCUCCAGCACCAGCAGCUUCAGCAGUGCUGCAGGAGACCCAGAGCAUCUGGAGGACAAAGAGCUUAGCAGCCUCCAGAUUUCUCCCAGUCUCUCGCCCGUCUUUGGCUCACUGAGCACAGAGGCACAGGGCACAGGAACGCCAGUGAUUAUGUGCCGCAGUCCAACAGAUUUUAGGAAUAAAACCUCACCCAGAUCCAAUCUGAAGUUCCGCUUUGACAGAUUGAGCCAGUCUGCUGCUGGACAUUAGCAAAGGGAAUGUCAAAGACGACCAGAACCACUAAAAGCAAUGGAUCAGCGCUGAAGAUCAAAUACUGUCUGGACGGAGAAGGAGAGAAAUUAAGAAGGGAUCUGAGCUCCUGAUCUGAACAUCACAGGAACAAGCACAUACACUUAACAUCUCCUCUAGUUUGUGCAGGUGGUCAACUGCUACCUACUUGGCACAUUAGUUGAUUUUGCACAUUUUGAAGUAUUUCGGUGUAAAAAAUAAAUAUCUUGUGAGUUAAGAAAAUGCAAACUUGGAUUAGCAGGUCAAUAAUAAUAACUAUCCUCACUUAAUAGUAUAAAACAAAACAUUUAACAAAAUUCCCAGCACCUGAUCCAUUCCACAGUAUUUCGAGUAUCUAUUUUGAGACAUAAAUGAGUGUAAAAGCUUUCAUGAAACUAGCCACAAUAGAUAUCAUUGCACAAAAUAAUUUCAUAACAAAUCUAAAAUGCACUAUAGUGGUCAAAAAUAAUGAAAUAGUCUAGCACAACAUUGCUUUCCUCUGUGACUCUCAUACUUGUGCAAUCCCUGAAAAUCUGCCCUAAAAUCAGGCAUAGUUUGGAGAUGGUUUCAGCCUCUACUGUGUUCCCUGAAGAGUUAUUUAUAAAAUAUAAUAUUAUAAAUCAAAUUGGAAGUAUUCAACUUUUUUUUUUUUGACUGAUGCCUAUGUAUAUUAGAAAAACACCAUUCACUGUGUAUAUAUGUAAUGUGUAUAUUCAUAGAUUACAAUGAAGAAUAAACCUUUAUCAUCACAAACAGCUGAAAUAUGUGAAAAUGUGACACUUUUAGAGGGACGUCUCCAUUCUGGUCUUUGGUAAAAUUAUACUUUUUUUUCCCUUAUAGUAUAAAUUGCUUAACAGAAAAAGCUCUGUUAAUUUAUUUAUCGAUGAUUGUACUGCUGUGUAAAGGUUUCUGUAUGGUCAUGAUGAUUUUGUUUAAUUUACAAUAAAAUAUUGUAUUUGAAGACUUUA
Messenger RNA from Carassius gibelio (silver crucian carp), 3373 nucleotides. RefSeq names its product RAP1 GTPase activating protein 2b (gene rap1gap2b). Gene Ontology annotation, cellular component: cytoplasm; plasma membrane. The coding region runs from base 222 to 2387 and encodes 721 amino acids. Gene Ontology annotation, molecular function: GTPase activator activity. NCBI's taxonomy places the organism in Eukaryota, Metazoa, Chordata, Actinopteri, Cypriniformes, Cyprinidae. The transcript has 25 exons. The record is from RefSeq and is a predicted model, not a curated record. Gene Ontology annotation, biological process: regulation of small GTPase mediated signal transduction; activation of GTPase activity.